AUGGACGCGAGAAUCAAAGAGCGCGCUCAUCACAUAUGCAAAAAAUUAUCAAACAAAAAUAUAGAAAUGAAUGUAAAUGAUGUGGUUAGAGACUUGGAAAUGAUGAAAUACAAGAAAAUGGAACGGUUGGCUGAGGAGAAGAUCUAUAAAAAUUAUUUGGAUUACAAAACUAGGGAAUCAAAGAUAUUUGAGCGUAUUAAAAAUGAAGAAGACGUGAUUUAUGACAUGAAACUCUACUUAAACACAGAUAUAGACUGCCUGUCCUUUCAGGAGCACGAAGUUGAAUCGUACUUCAUCCACAAGAAGAUUCUGUACAUCAAGUUUAGCAAUGAUUUUUUUGAUGAUGGCUUCGACAUAAAGAAAGUUAAGAGAAUAGCCAAGUAUUGCAAUGCCUACAGAACAGAUGAGCUGUAUUUUAACGUUGAUUACAGAGAAAGAAGCAUCUUUCUAUUGGUUCAAAUUCUUAAGAAGGUGAACUUGCCUCUUAAAAUAUUGUACUACGAAAACUGCGACAGCACGGUGUUCUUGCAUAUGGAAGAUCGGAAAUGGCCCUGCGACAAGGAGGCGAUUGAAUGUGUUAAAUCUGCUUUGCUGUGCCAUAUAUACUCGCACUGCAAGCUCGCCUACGCGAUCACGCGAGAGUCGGUUUUUCUUAGACUAAACGAUAGAGUUUACAAGGUAAUGAUAAAAUACGAACGAAGAGCAGAUCACGAUGUGGAGAAAGAACACAAGCAGGACGAAGUGCAGAACUCUGCAGGAAGUGCAAAAAACUUGGAUGAUCCAACCAAUGAAAUCGUUGAUUCCCUUCGUCUCUACAAAAGUUUUGGGACAGGAAAAAAAAUAGCUAAGGAAUACAUCAAACUCUACUUGAACGCACACGGAUUCCUCCCAUUUUACAUAAAAAACUACGAAAUAGAUGUGUUGAUAGCGGAGAUCAAUGCUGUCAAUCCAGGACAAAUACUCAUUUUGUUCAUAAAAUUGCCGAAACAAAAGUUAGCAAGUUUUAAAAACCUAGAUUCGGUGCUUCUGAAUAGAUUAGUGCUGUUAAAUCGGAAGAUUUUACAUCAUCUAUCGCAGGAUAUUUUUAUAAAUGGUCAACGAAUGCUAAAACCAAGCUUUAAAGACUAUGACUUUGUGCUAAUGAAGGAUAGGAUAGAAGGAACUCGCGAAAAUAUUGUUGUCGUGAGCGAUAACGACGUGUCAAAGUUUUUGUUGGGUCAGAUUGAAGUGAACGAUUACUUUGGGAUAGAAAUGUAUGCUUACCUCCUUUUCUCUGAGUACAAUCAAGUUUUAAUGGUUAAAAUGAAGGAUAUGAAGUAUAUUUCGUUGGUUGUGAAUAUUUUGCUCAUCAAGACAUCGUUUGGCUAUCUUUACAAAAAUUUUUGAAAUAAAUUUAUCAAUUGCGAAC
Vavraia culicis subsp. floridensis is the source of this 1408-nucleotide messenger RNA. RefSeq lists its product as uncharacterized. The record is from RefSeq and is a predicted model, not a curated record. The coding region runs from base 1 to 1386 and encodes 461 amino acids. The transcript has a single exon. NCBI's taxonomy places the organism in Eukaryota, Fungi, Microsporidia, Pleistophoridae.